AUGAAAGAGAUAAAAAAGAACGAUUGUGAUGAAGCGAGAGCUAAAUGUCAAAGCUUUAUAUGCAUGCAUCUUCAUAUGCCUUUGAUGAGGUGGAAAAAUAAAGCAUUACAUGAAGACAUUUCGAUACCCUUUUCUAAAUCAACGAAAAAUAUAUUUUUACGACAUAAAAUAAAGCAUACAUCAUUGAAUUAUUUCUACAUCAUCAACACUACAAUCAUAUAA
Clunio marinus is the source of this 222-nucleotide messenger RNA. Lineage: Eukaryota; Metazoa; Arthropoda; Insecta; Diptera; Chironomidae. The record is from the annotation of a GenBank genome assembly.